Messenger RNA from Folsomia candida, 2761 nucleotides. RefSeq names its product zinc finger matrin-type protein CG9776. The record is from RefSeq and is a predicted model, not a curated record. Gene Ontology annotation, molecular function: nucleic acid binding; zinc ion binding. Lineage: Eukaryota; Metazoa; Arthropoda; Collembola; Entomobryomorpha; Isotomidae. Bases 409 to 2727 code for a protein of 772 amino acids. Gene Ontology annotation, cellular component: nucleoplasm. The transcript has 11 exons. Gene Ontology annotation, biological process: negative regulation of DNA-templated transcription; positive regulation of DNA-templated transcription.
GCCGUUGAGCUUGAGGAGCGACGACACUUCCCUCUCUCGCGACCACACUGGAAACCAGCACCGGGUCCCAUAAGACGCUGCUCCUCGCAUUUUAAUAUUUUAACCCUCCCGAUGAUUAACUUGAGUGUCGGCAUUGAUUAACUACAAAUUACUGAAGGUUUGCUGCCCUUCUCGUUCGUCUGUCGUCGUAGUAAAUGAGGCCGUGGUCUGCUGGAGUUAUCAGAAAUUGCAAAAUAUUCGUUGUACUGGUCAUCUUUACCGCAACGGACACUUUGCUCGUAUACAAAUCUUGGAAAUACUACGGUCGCCAAAGUUCAUCCGCCGGCCGCCGUGACUGAUGUCCUUUCAUAUUUCUUACCAGAAUAAGGAACGAAUUUCUCCAUUCAAAUCUAUCUGAAAUAGUUUGAAAUGUCAUCGGGUUAUCGGAGAGAUUUUGUGCCGCGUGGAGGAGGUGGAUACACGCGAGGCAGAGGUCGAGGAGGAUUCAAACAAAGACCCAGGUAUUGGGACAAUGACGACUACUAUGAUAGAGAUAAGGGACGUGGAGGAAAACGAAGGUAUUCCAGAUCAAGGUCAAGGAGCCAAAGUCGAAGUUACAGUCGAAGUAGAAGCAAAAGUAGGAGUCGAAGCAUGAGUCCUCGAGAUAGGCGACGUUCCAAUGAAUAUCGUCGAUCAUCGUUGGAAAAUCCAUCUCAUGAGCCAGCCGCAGUAGAAGCGCCAGGUAUUUCACCAGCUAAAGGUCACUAUAAUAACGCAUACGUUCACCAACCAAUGAAAGCUGUGGAAAAUGUCGAAGCAAAUAACUGGAGGCCUGCCUCUUCUGGAUUUACGUCAGAGUUUAGCUCGAGUAAUGGGAAAGAGAAAAUCGUCAUGGACCAAGAUCUAUUGCAGAGGUAUCAGUCCCACAGUGGCAAUAUGGACGAUCCUUCAUUGACAUUUAGUGGAUAUGGAUAUCCUCCAAACAUCCCGAAUGAAAAUGUUCCUCAACUUUAUCACCAACCACCUGCUGUUGGAGGAAAACCUAUCCACCAAGGUGGCGACUCUGACUCGACGAGCCAUAAGAAAAAGAAGGAAAAGCGUAAGAAAAAGAAAAGUCGACGAAAAAGCUCAUCAUCCUCGUCUUCAUCGUCAGAUUCUUCAUCCGAGGAGUCUCGACAAAAACGCAAGUCGAAACGAGACAGUGAUGACAGUUCUAAUUCUUCGUCUGAAAGCGAAGGAAGGCAUCAAAAGGAGAAAGAAAAAUCGACUGCAGCUGAAGCAACUGGGAGUAGACUAACAGUUGAACAACGUCAAGCGUUGAUAACUCAGCAAGAUUCUUACAAGCAAAAACUGGAAAUUAUAGAACGUGAAAUAGGGAAACUGCAAACUAAGGAAGACGAGUUGAAGAAAACGCGUGCAGAUAUCCGGUUGGUCGAAGAGAAUUUAAAACUCCAGGCCGAACUGAAGGGAAGGUGUAAAGCCGUUCACAUUGUACUUGAGAAAAUCAGCAAUGUUCUCGUUGCGGAUAAAUCUGUAGGAGCUGAGAAAGCUCAUCCACCCGUGCCUCCUCCUCCCCCCAAAAUAAGCGAACCAACUAAAAAAUUGGUUGAAAUGAAACCUACAAAGAUAGAUUUGACUGAUGUGGAUUACGUCGAUAACGGACAACACUGGUGCAGAUUGUGCAACGCAUUUCCUGAAACUGUUGAACAAAUGCUAAAUCAUUUUCAUAGUACAGCACAUCGAGACACGGUUGAGCAAUUAGGUAUUGAUGACAAGCCUUGGAAUAAGAGAAGUGCUAAAGUUGAUCAAGCAAAUCCGAGCAAAUCUGCCAAAAAACUUCCACUGAGAGGGAUGCAGUUUUUCUCUCCUGUGGAAGGCUGGUAUUGUCGCCUUUGCAACAAUUGGAUGGGAGAUCAGAUUGGUGCUUCAAUUCAUCUCAAGAGCUUGGAACACAACAACAAUUACUGUACCUUUCUGGAUGAACACCCCGAAUGGGAGGAAAAAUGGAGCAAAGAUCGUGAAAAAGCCCGACUGAGAGCUCUGGGCGAUGGAAAACAGGAUUUUCAUAAAUCAAGAUUUGACCAUCCGCAACCAGCACCAGUUAAUGAAAAUGAUGACAAUAAUGGGAGGAGUGGCAGCAUUCGAGUGCAAAUGCGUAACACGAUUAAAUUAGAAGAUCUGAAGGGAUCUGGUGAUUUUAUCAACAAAUUUCAACCCAAGGAUUCUAAGAUUGACGAAUGGAUGGGAAAACCACAAAAAGCCCCACUAGAUCUUGUUGACACUCAAAAGUUUGCCGAAAUCGUUCGACAGCGACAUGGAGUUAAGAAAGAAGAAGAAGCUGCCAAACUUCGAGAAAAUGCUUUGGAACAGGCAAGAUCUUUGCAAUCGAAAGGACGUGAUCAAGAGGAUAAAGAAAUCGGGGGACGAGAAAUUGACAAGAAGCGCCCUGAGCGAGUGGAAUUACAAAUAUCAGCUCGUGAGAACAGAGACCGCGAUCGUUAUCGUGACAAUCGUGGAGGAGCAGGGGGAGGUAGCAGGCGAAGAAGUCGGAGUAGGAGUAGGUCGCGUUCAAGAUCGAGAGAUCGAGGAUAUCAUGGCCGACGAAGGUCUCGAUCACGUUCUCGGUCUCGAGACAGACGGGAUAGAGAAAAGAAUGCUCGGGGGCAGAGCCACUUAAGAAGCAGAUGCCUAUCAUUGGGAAAAUGCCACUAUACAAACGUCCUAUUAUUGCUGGAAAGGACAAAUUGACAGUCGCCGUUUCGAGCGACAAUUCCCAAGUAGU